This is a messenger RNA of Dictyostelium purpureum, 4251 nucleotides long. RefSeq lists its product as uncharacterized. Lineage: Eukaryota; Evosea; Eumycetozoa; Dictyosteliales; Dictyosteliaceae. The annotation marks the transcript as partial. The transcript has a single exon. The record is from RefSeq and is a predicted model, not a curated record.
GACCAAAAUACAAUUCUAAAAGAUUGGGGGUUUCAAAAUUUACAAUCAGCAUUCGAAAAUAAUAAUAUUACAUAUAACAACAAUGUUUCAAUAGUCAAUGGGGAUUUCUGGUCAUUCUCCUAUGAAAACUCAGUUGGUAUUAAUAUAUCAUUUGUAGAUGAAUUACACGAAGCAUUUUUUUCAACUAGUAUACAGGGGUACAGUGCAAUUAAAAUAUCAAGUUUGCCAGGCAAACCUUUUUCAACCUUGUCGUCAUCUGUUUAUUUGAACCAAACAUUUGAAACUCAAAUCGAUAGUUAUUAUACGCUAUAUUUCGAAAUAUCAUCGACGCAAUUAAACUAUCGUUUAGAAGUUUUAUUUGAUGGUCAAAAAUAUGUAAAUAUUAAUCCAACUGGCGCAACUUUUAGCCGUGUCCCUUAUAGAUUGCCAAUAGAACCAGGACCUGGGAUUUUAGAGCUUUCAAUUAUGCUAACUUUUUUUCAUGAAGGUUUGCCAAUUCCACCAACUUAUAUAGAGAAUGUUAGAAUUAUGAAAAAUAAUCUUGUAAAUAUUAGGCAAGAUCAAGUAUUUGUUUCGAAUAGUGGAAGCGAUAUUACUGGUAAUGGAACAUCUACAAAUCCUUUUUCAUCAAUUCAACAAGCCAUCAAUUAUGUGUCAGACAACAAAUAUGCAACUAUUUUUGUAGAGCCCGGCUUCUAUUGUGGUUUGGGUAAUAGUUACUUGGACUUUUCAUUACAAAGCUAUUUGUCGAUUGCCUCUACAAGUAAUAAUAACGAUACAAUCAUCUCUGGUGAAUUUUACACCAAUAUAAUUCAAUUUUCCACAGUCACUGGUGUAGAUUUGUUCAUUUCAGGCAUCAAUUUUAUCAGAUCAAGUAUUAGACCGGGUGGCUCAGCAAUGACGAUUAAUGGAAAUUGUUCCCUUUCUUUAAUUAACUGCCAUUUCAACGAGCAUUUUGGUGAUUCGGUUUUGCUCUUAAACUAUUUAACAAAUACCAUAUUGGACAAUUGUAUCUUUUUUAAUAAUACCCAAUAUGCAAUUGAAGCUGUAGGUGUCUUUGGUCAAGAUCAAAUUUUAAUAUCUAAUUGUACUUUUUACUCAAUCAAUAGUAUGAAUUUUUUAAAUAUUCAUUACAUUUUCAUCACAGACUCAAUAUUCUUUUAUAACAAAAAUUUACCCAAUAUCGAUCAACAAUGCCCAGUUCUUCUUGAUAUGGUCGAAAAAGUAUCCCUUACAAAAUCUUGGAUUGAAACAUCACUUUGUAUUUAUCGUUCACAAUUUUAUAUUAACAGUACACUUUUUCAAGAACAACCUCCAAAUAUCUAUAUUCAAUCAGCAGUGUUAGCCCUCAAUUCAGAUUUGGUAAUGAAUAAUAUUACAUUUAGUGGUGGAAUAUCGUUUGCUUGUAUAUCUGCUUUUCAAGGAAGCGUUUAUCUUGGUGGUAGUUCUUUUUUUGCUACUAGUUCUAAAAACUCUAUUUUGGUCGAGGAUAUAAAUUUGGAGGUCGAUAAUGUUCAUUUUUAUAAUGAAAACGUAGCAUUAUUCACAACCAAUGGUGAAGCCACUAUCAAAAAUUCUUCGGUUAUCUCUUCUCAAUUUAUAAAGUCAUCAAAUUCACAAAUAUAUAUUUACAAUUCUAAUUUUACAGAUGCCACAAGCCAGGCAGCUCUAUCAACUAUCUACACUUUCAAUUGUUUAUUCAAAUCUACAAGUGAUACUAUAUUUGAUUUUUAUAAUUCUCGAUAUGGAGACGAUGGAAGUUUAAUUAUAUCAAAUUACUUUAUGUUUUUAAUAAGCAAUGGCCCAUCCUCAAUAAUUUUAAAUGGAACUAUCAUUCAAAAUAAUGUAUUUACAACAUUCAUAACCAUCAACGAUAAAGGUAUAGGGUAUCUUUACAAUGUUCAAUAUAUUGGGAACCAGGCCCAAACUUAUGCUGGUGGUGCUUUUCUUUUAUCUGAUAACGUCCAGUUAACUAUUUCUAAUAGCGUAUUUAGAGAAAAUACUUGCACAGGAUCUGGUGGAAUAGUAUAUAUGUCAACAAAUUCUUAUCUACUCAUGGAUAAUUGUACUGUUUCUCAAAAUUUAGCUGGUGAUAAUGGCGGGGUAAUUUAUAGUGGGGGCCAAAACAACAUUACCAUCAAUGGUGGAUUCUACCUUAAAAACCAAUUAAAGGAAGGCAGAUUGGGGGUCUUUAUUUUCUACUAUGGUAACGAACCAAUCAUAAGGUCAAAUGUAAUAUACACUCAUGAAGAAACUAUAGUGUUGGGUAUUAUCUCGCUUUUUAUAAAUACCAAUAUUAAUGGCCCAAUUCAAAGUGGUUCUGGUCCAUACUAUAUUAUGGUUACAUUUGUAAACUCUAAACAAAAACCAUUAUUCGGAUACCACUUUGAUAAGAACUCUCAGCUCUAUGUAUCAUUAAUUGGAGGAAGUAUUUUAAACACCCAGUUCCUUGACAAAUUACCAGCCGAUAAUGCUUCCAUUAUAAUUACUAUAGAUAAAUUAGUGGGUCAAAUAAACUCAACACAAACUAUUUUUAUAAACUCUGAUUCUUCAUCUAUUACAUCAACCAAACUAUCAUUCCAAUUUCAAAGUUGUCAAGAUGGUUAUUAUCCCAAUGAAGACUCUACAUUGUGUAUCCUUUGCCCAUUUGGUACCUAUGGUAUAAACUCUCAAUGUGAAACAUGUCCAGCCAACACAUUUUGUUAUGGUGGUUCAAGUAUUGCAGGUUUAGAUGGUUUUUGGGUAUUUACAGACGGCCCAAAUAUUAAAGUAUAUGAAUGCCCCACAGAUGUUUGUUAUAAAAAUGACGAAGCAAAAAACACCACCUGUGCCCAGUAUAGUAGCGGUAUUUUAUGUGCAGGUUGUAUCGAAGGAUAUUACAAUUGUGGUUCUGGCUGCAAAAAAGAAGACUCUAUUAACAAGUUUGUUUUGACCAUCAGAAUAUUCAUGUUUUUUAUUUUGGUAAUCACCCAACAAUGGUCUAGUGAUAACUCUGGUUUGGUUACUAUUGCCUUAUACUUUAUGCAAACUCUUGCUGUAAUUUCAUCAGGUAUUAAAUUCAGUAUUUUAACAAGUUUAAGUGGUUCAGUAUCAGCUCAUUCUGGUAGAUCCAAUAGCAUUCUCUCAGUACUUGAUGAUUGUCUUGGUCCAUUUGGUUUCUAUUGGAACCACUAUUUCAUCCUGCUACAGCCAAUAUUCCUUUUCUUGGUUUUACUAUUCAUCAUUGUUUUAGAGCUAUUCCUUAGAAAAACAGGAAUCAUCUUUAAAAUUCCAUUUAUUAAAGAUCUUGUUGAAAAGACCGAAAAAGAAUUCUUUAAUCGUCAAUUCUCUACAUUUAUCAAAGUAUGCAUGAAUUCUUAUGGCCCAUUUGCAACCGAAAUGCUUUUAAUAUUAUUCUGUGAAAGUAUUGGUCCAUAUGAACUAUUAAAUGCAAGUCCUGAAGUAAGCUGCAAGGGUAGUGCCUAUGAAACUGCCACCAAAAUCACUUAUGGCCUAAUUUCGGUAUUGGCACUUUUCCCAAUUAUUAUUUUCAUCUUGCUCUAUAGAGUCAAAGACCGUUUACACGAUAAAGAUGUCGAAAGAAGAUAUGGUGUUUUCUAUCUCAAAUAUGUACCAAAACUAUACUUUUGGGAUGUUACCCUAUUGUUGAAAAGAUUAUCAAUUGUAACAGUAUCGCUAAUCCAGUUCCAAUCAAACUAUAGAUCCGUUAUUUUAGUAAUCCUUGGUUUGGUCUAUUUAUUUGUCCACUUGAAAUUCCAACCAUUCAUUACCGAUCAAGAUAACAACUUGGAAACCGUAUCAUUAAUUUUACUAUUCAUCUCAUGUAUUUAUUUAGACAAUGGCUUGUACGAAGAUACUGAACAAUGGAUUUUAAUUAUAUGUGUUGUUUCAUUCCUAUUAGCAGCCAUUAAAUUCCAAUCAAAAUAUUUAAUGAAUGAAUUCAACAACAAAAUUUAUCCCAUCUUAAAGAAAAUCUAUGAUAAAAUUACCUCCAAAAAUUCAAAAUUAGAUAUAGAUAGUCAUCAUAAAUUAUAUUACGAUUACGAAGAAUCAGAUAACGAAGAUGAUGAAAAUGCACAUUUUGCCUAUGACUCUUCAAAAAAUAUUAUUAAAGUAGUAGAUAAAUCAAGCUAUUACAAUUUUGGUGGUUCAUCUCCAAAUGAAAAACUAUCAUCAUCAUAUACAUAUGGUGAUGAUGGUUCAGAUGAUGACGAUUAUUUAAUAACCAACCAGAUUAAAAGAAGAAUUUAA